Molecule: messenger RNA, 937 nt
Organism: Aspergillus welwitschiae
Lineage: Eukaryota; Fungi; Ascomycota; Eurotiomycetes; Eurotiales; Aspergillaceae
Gene: arfA
Product: putative ADP-ribosylation factor
Exons: 5
Coding region: 283-834 (183 amino acids)
Biological process (GO): intracellular protein transport; vesicle-mediated transport
Cellular component (GO): plasma membrane; cytoplasm
Molecular function (GO): GTP binding; GTPase activity
Source: RefSeq, a predicted model, not a curated record
UCUAUUUCCUUCCUCUCCUUUCCUUAACGGCCACCGCUUUCUCCCCCUGAUUUGUCCUGCCCGCCGUGUUUCCCCGGCGUGACUACCUUAACCUGAUUACCUUCGCCCCUCGUCCACCACUCCAUUCCAUCCGUCAUACCACUUGCCCUUUUACCCUUAUACUAUACUUUCCCCCUCCUUUGCCCGACGCCACUAGGUCUGUGAUCUAUCGCUUGACCCUCUCUCCCUGACCUCUCUCCUCCCCGACCGUGCGGUACCUUUGAAUCUCACGCAACCGCCGUCAUGGGUCUCACUUUCUCCAAGUUGUUCGACCGCCUAUGGGGCCGCAAGGAGAUGCGUAUUCUGAUGGUCGGUCUCGAUGCCGCCGGUAAAACCACCAUCCUGUACAAGCUCAAGCUGGGUGAAAUUGUCACCACCAUCCCCACGAUUGGUUUCAACGUCGAGACCGUCGAAUACAAGAACAUUCAGUUCACCGUCUGGGACGUCGGUGGUCAGGACAAGAUCCGUCCUCUCUGGAGACACUACUUCCAGAACACCCAGGGUAUCAUUUUCGUUGUCGACAGCAAUGACCGUGACCGUAUCGUCGAGGCCCGUGAGGAGUUGCAGCGCAUGCUGAACGAGGAUGAACUCCGUGACGCCCUUCUCCUGGUGUUCGCCAACAAGCAAGAUUUGCCGAACGCCAUGAGCCCUGCCGAGAUCACUCAGCAGCUUGGUCUGCAGAGCCUCACCCGCCGUCCCUGGUACAUCCAAUCCACCUGCGCCACGACUGGUGACGGUCUGUACGAGGGUCUGGAGUGGCUUGCUGAGACGCUGCGGAAAACGAACCGCGACUAAACUGAUCAUCUAAUGAGUGGAAGAAUACCUGGAAGUUUGUGAACCUGGGAGUUGCGGAUGCUGGAUGGGGAACCGGGGCCGGCAAAGUCACCUCGUGUAGGGG